AUGUCAAUGUCACCUGUACUCUUCCUUCAAUAUAGCAUCUACAUCAGCAUCCACUGUCUUCCUUCAGAUAUAGCAUCUACAUCAGCAUCCACUCCUGCAAUGUCAGCCACUAGUACUCUUCCUUCAGAUAUAGCAUCUACAUCAGCAUCCACUCCUGCAAUGUCAACCACUAGUACUCUUCCUUCAGAUAUAGCAUCCACAUCAGAAUGUCAGCCACUAGUUCAUUCAGAUAUAGCAUCUACAUCACCUUCCACUCCUGCAAUGUCAACCACUAGUACUCUUCCUUCAGAUAUAGCAUCCACAUCAGCAUCCACACCUGCAAUGUCAACCACUAGUACUCUUCCUUCAGAUAUAGCAUCUACAUCACCUUCCACUCUUUCCUUCAGAUAUGUAAUAACCACUAGUAACCUCUUUCCCUUCAGAUAUAGCAUCUACAUCAGCAUCCACUCCUGCAAUGUCAACCACUAG
Molecule: messenger RNA, 468 nt
Organism: Acanthosepion pharaonis
Lineage: Eukaryota; Metazoa; Mollusca; Cephalopoda; Sepiida; Sepiidae
Source: the annotation of a GenBank genome assembly